Molecule: messenger RNA, 786 nt
Organism: Clonostachys rhizophaga
Lineage: Eukaryota; Fungi; Ascomycota; Sordariomycetes; Hypocreales; Bionectriaceae
Source: the annotation of a GenBank genome assembly
AUGCCACCCUCAAAUCCCCUCCAGUCCUUCUCUAGGACCGCCUCUCCAUUGAGCAGCGGCAUGCGGAUUCUACGCACCUGCCAGCAGACCUCGUGCGCUUUCAGCACCUCAUCAGCCCUCCAGACAAAGACGAUCAAGCCCUCCCGCCUCCCCGACAAAGUCAUCCCGCCCUACCCCUACGGCGAGCGCCAGGUUUACAAGCAAUCAAACAGGGGCCUCUACGGCUCCGCCCGCAUCCAGUUCGGCAACAACGUCUCGGAGAAGCACAAGGUCAAGACCCAGCGGUUCUGGCGGCCAAACAUCCUCGUCAAGAGCUUCUUCUCCCCGGCCAUCGGCGCCAACAUCAAGACCCGCCUGACCAUGCGCGUCCUCAAGACGAUCAAGCGCGAGGGGGGGCUGGAGAACUACCUGCUCAAGAGCAAGCCCGCCCGCAUAAAGGAGCUCGGCCCGGGUGGCUGGAACCUGCGCUGGCUCCUCAUGCAGACCGAGGCCGUGCAGAGGCGAUUCAACGAGGAGAGGGUCGCCCUGGGGCUGGAGCCCAAGGAGAUCGAGGACAGGAGCGACCUGAUCCAGUAUGCCCUGGACUACGCGACGCCCGGCCACCUCAACAGGAGGAGUCGGGAGACUCUGGCGAGGCUACAAGAGCAGGAGUUGGAGGAGUUCAUUCUCGGGAUUGAGGAUCUGUCCGCGUAUGAGGGAGUGGAGGAAUUGUCUGAGGAGGCCGAGGAAGCUCUCCUUGCUGAGGCUGAGAGCGCUGAGGAGGACGAGGUAACGACCAAGGCUUGA